Bombyx mori (domestic silkworm) is the source of this 2341-nucleotide messenger RNA. RefSeq lists its product as uncharacterized. The record is from RefSeq and is a predicted model, not a curated record. The transcript is spliced from 2 exons. NCBI's taxonomy places the organism in Eukaryota, Metazoa, Arthropoda, Insecta, Lepidoptera, Bombycidae. Bases 1497 to 2306 code for a protein of 269 amino acids.
GAAAUGGGGUGUUAAAGAAAAUAGGAUUACAGUGAUCGCCUUGGACAAACUGAGUAUGGAGCCGUCGGUCAUAUUCCAGACACUUCAAAAGCUCGGUAUCAGCCGUAUGUUCGUAUAUCGUACUAUCAACAGAUACUACAUCUCGUCUGUCGAAGACCAGAAAAGAUCGAGGCGGCCGCGUGCUGUUUUUGUUAGCGCUGUUAAAGCCAGACUUCGUCGAAACCACAUUAAGAAGCAAAGACAAGACCUUUUUUUUUUUUUUUUUUUUUAUUCAAAGACAAGACCUAAAGCUCGGUGCUCAUCGUCGACAGGACAUGCCCUAAAUAAAUCUUUACUUUUAAAGAGAGUGGAUAGAUCACAACGCCUUCUGUCGCGAUACUUACUGUGGUAGGACCUCUUGUGAGUCCGCGCGGGUAGUACCACCACCCUGCCUAUUUUUGCCGUGAAGCAGUUAUGCGUUUCGGUUUGAAGGGUGGGGCAGCCGUUGUAACACUAUACUUGAGACCUUAGAACUUAUAUCUUAAGUUGGGUGGCGUAUUUACGUUGUAGAUGUCUAUGGGCUCCAGUAACCACUUAACACCAGGUGGGCUGUGAGCUCGUCCACCUAUUUAAGCAAUAAAAAAAACGCACCGAAAGGCUCAAUUGCUUUAUUGUAUUCCUUUUGUUCUCUUCUCUCUAGAAAUUCUUUUAAAUUGUUCAUUAUCUCUAAGUUAUUUUUAAUGUCCACAUAGGGAGUCAAUCCAGUUUGCAGCCUUCGACUUUUCUUUGUAUGUGACGCUCGUAACGUUGCACGUAUCAUUUUAUGGUCCGAAUUAAAAUUUAAAUUAUGUAAAACUGACAGAUCUUUAAAAACUUUUGGUUUAUUGGUCAUAAUGUAGUCGAUUUCAUUUUUAAAGAGUCCAUUUGGGUAAGUUACACGUCCAUUUCUUAUUCUUUUUCUUUUUAAAGAAACUAUUCAAGAUACUUAGUUUGUUUUCUAAACCGAAGUUAACCAAAUUUUGUCCGUUUUUGCUUCUAUUGCCAUUGCCACCAUAUCUUCCUACAAUGUACUCUUCGCCACUACGACAUUCCCCAAUUUGUCCAUUAAAAUCACCCAUUAUUAUUAUAUUUUUGUGAGCAGUAUCAACAGUACUUUGUAAUUCCUAGAAUUCCUCUAUUUUGUUUGUGUCUUGUUUUUUAUCUGCUUCAGUUGGCGAGUAAACCUGAAUAAUUAACCAUAAUUCGUCUCUGCUAUUUUGUACGGGAAAUUUGAUGUUGAGUAUUGCUAUUCUUUCGGAUAUGCCUUUCAAUUCCUCGAUUCGGUCCGUAUAUUUUCUUUUUAUCAAAAAACCAAACCAAUACAUGAAUUUCAGAAUAAAGGGCUUUAUUAUUAUAUUAUUAAAACCGCUCCAACCAUUGAAUCCUAAAUGUCUUAGAAGGUUUCUAAAGGAUAUUCCUUGAAUUCGAACACUCAAGGGUAUCAAAUUUAAGGGCAAUCUUAUUUUCUAUGAAAAAAAAUGGGGGAUACAAAAAGGCAAAACUCGCAAAACAACCAUCACUACGGUUAUUUUAGGCUAUGUCAACUAAAUGAUCCAGCUAUAAAAACUGACCAGCAAAAAAGAAUACUCGUGAAACAAGAUCCAUCAAAUGCUGCUUAUUUUCAGAUACUCAUGGAAAAAAUUGGUGUCGGUAACAAUUUCUACUUGCUUGGGUGUGAUAUUGGAAUUUUGAUUGCGAUGGAACUAGCUGCAAUACUUGAGAAAAAUGGUUUUUUGGGCACCAUAUUUUGUCUCGGAACUACACCAGAAGACGUCAAACCAGUAAUUGAACAACAACUAGGCGCGUUCUCAACAGAAGACCAACUGCAGCUUGGAAUUUUAAAACAUAUUUUUACGCUACUAACUGGUGAAGUACCAUCAGAUUUAGAUGAAACUCUGUACCUUCACUCUUCAUGGAAUGAAAAAAUUGACGCUUGUAUCAAAAUAAUGGCCGAUCGUAUAACACAAACAAAGCAAUAUGUGAAAGCGUUAAUAAAUUUCGUCUAUGAAAUAAUUCUGAGCAUCAAACAGUAUGAAUCUUCAGCUUUGCCAACACUGAAGUCUAGAGUCGUGAUACUCCGCUCCCCAGGAUAUUCGUCAACUUCAUCUGCAUCAUCAUACGUAAUUGAAGAUAUAUCAGCACCACUUUGUGAUGCUGCAAAAGAUGUGCGAUGUGCAGCCGUCAUCAAUGACAAUUUGUCAACUGAAAUAUUGAAAGAAUUCAAAACGAAGAACCUAUGUGAUAUCUUUGUGAUAAAUUUUGACGACAAGUACGUAAGGGCGUACUAAUAUUAAAUAAAUACAAUUUUUGUUUUGCCACAUAA